CGGAACCAUCGCUUGGCGCUUAUGCGCUACAUUCGGCCGAUUUAAGGACUGGCCCUUUCCUGCUCCAGGCUGCGUGAAGUAAUCUCGUGGGUCCGGGAGACCCGAAAGUUGAAAGGUUUUUGUGCCGCCGGAGGCUGGGCCCCGCGGCUCCGCGGCUGGCAUCAUGCCACAAAAUGAAUACAUUGAAUUACACCGUAAACGCUAUGGCUACCGUUUGGAUUACCAUGAGAAAAAGAGAAAGAAAGAAAGUCGUGAAGCCCAUGAACGUUCAAAGAAGGCAAAAAAAAUGAUUGGUCUGAAGGCCAAGCUGUACCAUAAACAGCGCCAUGCUGAGAAAAUACAAAUGAAAAAGACUAUCAAGAUGCAUGAAAAGAGAAACACCAAACAAAAGGAUGAUGAAAAGACUCCACAGGGAGCUGUGCCUGCCUAUCUGCUCGACAGAGAAGGGCAGUCCAGAGCAAAAGUACUUUCCAACAUGAUUAAACAAAAACGGAAAGAGAAGGCGGGAAAAUGGGAAGUCCCUCUGCCCAAAGUUCGUGCUCAAGGAGAAACAGAAGUAUUGAAAGUUAUUCGAACAGGAAAGAGAAAAAAGAAAGCAUGGAAGAGGAUGGUUACUAAAGUCUGCUUUGUCGGUGAUGGUUUUACAAGAAAACCACCUAAAUAUGAAAGGUUCAUUAGACCAAUGGGCCUACGUUUCAAGAAGGCCCAUGUAACACAUCCUGAGCUGAAAGCUACCUUUUGCCUUCCAAUACUUGGUGUGAAAAAGAAUCCAUCUUCUCCACUAUAUACAACUCUAGGUGUAAUCACGAAAGGUACAGUUAUUGAGGUCAAUGUGAGCGAGUUGGGCCUUGUGACACAAGGAGGCAAGGUUAUUUGGGGAAAGUAUGCCCAGGUUACCAACAAUCCUGAAAAUGAUGGGUGCAUAAAUGCAGUCUUACUGGUUUGACAGCAGUUUCAUAUAUGUCACUCUUCAUCAUUAUUGAAGACUACAAACCAGUCAGGAAAACAACCACUGCUGUGAUAUCUCAGACUACCAAGCAGCCUUUCAUAUGUGCAGUCAUCAAGAGAAGUAUUUAUUAAAUUGUUUCCAAAAAAUUCAAAUGG
Molecule: messenger RNA, 1104 nt
Organism: Nannospalax galili (Upper Galilee mountains blind mole rat)
Lineage: Eukaryota; Metazoa; Chordata; Mammalia; Rodentia; Spalacidae
Gene: Nsa2
Product: NSA2 ribosome biogenesis factor
Exons: 6
Coding region: 164-946 (260 amino acids)
Biological process (GO): maturation of LSU-rRNA; maturation of 5.8S rRNA
Cellular component (GO): preribosome, large subunit precursor; nucleolus
Source: RefSeq, a predicted model, not a curated record